Stegostoma tigrinum is the source of this 5849-nucleotide messenger RNA. RefSeq names its product tRNA isopentenyltransferase 1 (gene trit1). Bases 189 to 1499 code for a protein of 436 amino acids. Lineage: Eukaryota; Metazoa; Chordata; Chondrichthyes; Orectolobiformes; Stegostomatidae. The record is from RefSeq and is a predicted model, not a curated record. Gene Ontology annotation, biological process: tRNA modification. Gene Ontology annotation, cellular component: mitochondrion. Gene Ontology annotation, molecular function: zinc ion binding; ATP binding; nucleic acid binding. The transcript is spliced from 11 exons.
CCGCUAUCCAGUCCCCCCCGGCACCGGAGUGUCCACCGCUGUCCCUUUCCUUUGCUGCACAUGCAGUGCCACCUAUUUCCGGUCCCCCGGUACCCAGUCCACCCUGUUAUACGGUACCGGGGUCUGUGACUGUUUCUCUUGCCCCAUCGCCGUGAGCUGGAGCUGGGCCUCGGGCUCUCCGUCCGCCGAUGGCCGGCCUCCCGCUGGUGAUUCUCGGGCCGACCGGCAGCGGGAAGUCGCGAUUGGCGCUGGAGAUCGGCCGGAGGCUCCGGGGGGAAAUAAUCAGCGCGGACUCGAUGCAGGUUUACAAAGGUUUGGACAUCAUCACAAACAAGGUGACUCGUGAGGAGCAACAACUGUGCAGACACCACAUGAUCAGCUUCCUGGAUCCCCUCGUUUCCUAUUCAGUUGUCGACUUCAGAAAUAAGGCACUGUCGAUAAUCAAAAAUAUCAUAGACAGACAGAAGGUCCCAAUCAUCGUAGGAGGAACCAACUACUACAUCGAGUCACUGCUUUGGAAAGUGCUGGUUGACACAAAGGAAGAGAAGGCUUUCUCUGCUCCCGACCAUGCGGCUGGGAGUCGAACACCAUCACCCAAUCGGAAGGAGGAACUGGAAAAACUCGACUGUCAAGAACUCCACAAACGACUGGCUGAAGUUGACCCUGAAAUGGCAGCAAAAUUGCACCCACAUGAUAAACGCAAGGUUGCAAGAAGUCUGCAGGUCUAUGAAGAGGUUGGAGUUCCCCACAGCAAACUUCUAAUGAAACAGCGCCAGGAAGAAGGAGGAGGACCCCUCGGAGGAGCACUGCGCUUUCCACGGCCUUGUAUACUCUGGCUGCACGCUGACUUGUCGGUCCUUGAUGAGCGUUUGGAUCAUCGAGUCGAUGAAAUGCUGGCUGCAGGCCUUCUGGAAGAGCUGAUGGGCUUUCAUACUCUAUACAACCAGCAGAAGAUAGCCGAGAACAGCCAGGACUACCAACAUGGCAUCUUUCAGUCAAUUGGAUUCAAGGAAUUCCACGAAUAUCUGACCUCAAACAGCAGCUGCACUGAGACCAGGGAAAAGCUGCUGAACCAAGGUAUUGCUGCACUCAAACAAGUCACAAAGCGUUAUGCAAGAAAGCAAAACAAAUGGGUCCGCAACCGUUUCCUAAAAAGGCCAGGAGCUAAUGUUCCUCCUGUAUAUGGUCUGGAUGUGACUGAUGUGAGCAAGUGGGAGGAAACCGUGCUGCAUCCUGCAUUGCAGAUCCUUGAAAGCUGCUUAAAGGGAGAGGAGCCCCCAGUAUUGCCUUUAACCGUGGAAUGUGACCAAAAUGAGGAGAAGAGGAAACGGCACGUGUGUGAAUUGUGUGACAGGAUCAUCCUGGGUGACCGGGAAUGGAAGGCUCACCUCAAAUCCAAGAAUCACCAGUACCAUUUAAAGAGGAAGAAGAGGACUGAGGCACAAUUAAAUACACAAAGCUCUUCUGACAUCAGCAGAAAUAUCCCACAAGAUGCGUAGAAUUUCCAGUGUUCACCGCUGUGUCGCAGUCUAUCCCGGGAUAUGAUGAAACUUGUCUGGAUGGUGCGAUGCAGGGACUGAGCCUUGGCUGUGUACUGUGACUUACUGUUGAGUCUGCAGCACAGCUUGAUGUGAACUGGAGACACUGGCAUCAAGAAGCCUCUGCUACUGCCUCUGUUGCUGUCUGUCUACUGGUUCACCACAGGUUGCAGAGGAAUUGAUUUCAGUUUUGUUUCUAAAUUGUGUGCUGUCAGAGCUUCCUGCUAGUAGGGAGAUUUCAUGAUUUUAUUGAAAGUUGGAGACUUGUGAUUUGGGGUUGGACAGAUGCCCGAAGGAUUUUCACAUCUUCCCUGUGACUGCACCCCCUGGUCAAAAGCAUAUCUCCAAUAUUGGUACCAACUAACAAAACAAAAGGGUUCAAAGAAAAUUAAAAGGAAAGAACAAUAGUUUUUAUAAAACCAAUGAUUUUUCUGAUGUCUUUGCUCCCAGUGAUGGAGAACAAUCUUUAGUUGAUAACUUUACCCUGAUGACAGGCAGCAGUAGGGGCAAAGAACAAAGAAAAUUAUAGCACUGGAACAGGCCCUUCGGCCCUCCAAGCCUGCGCCGAUCAAGAUCCUCUGUCUAACCUGUCAUCUAUUUUCUAAGGGUCUGUGUCCAUUUGCUCCCUGCCCAUCCAUGUACCUGCCGAAAUAUAUCUUAAAAGACGCUAACGUGUCUGCGUCUACCACCUCCGCUGGCAACGCGUUCCAGUCACCCAUCACCCUCUGUGUAAGGAACUUUCCAUGCAUAUCUCCCCUAAACUUUCCUCCUCUCACUUUGAACUCAUGAGCCUGAGUAAUUGAGUCCCCCACUCUGGGGAAAAAGCUUUUUGCUAUCCACUCUGUCUAUACCCCUCAUGGUUUUGUAGACCUCAAUCAGGUUCCCCCCUCAAUCUCCGUCUUUCUAAUGAAAAUAAUCCUAAUCUACUCAACCUCUCUUCAUAGCUAGCACCCUCCGUACCAGGCAACAUCCUGGUGAACCUCCUCUGCACCAUCUCCAAAGCAUCGACAUCCUUUUGGUAAUGUGGCGACUAGAACUGUACACAGUACUCCAAAUGUGGCUGAACCAAAGUACUAUACAACUGCAACAUGACCUGCCAACUCUUGUACUCAAUACCCCGCCCAGUGAAGGAAAGAAUGCCAUAUGCCUUCUUGACCACCCGAUUGACCUGCGUUGUCACCUUCAGGGAACAAUGGACGUGAAUACCCAGAUCUCUAUGUUCACCAAUUUUCCCCAGGACUUUUCCAUUUACUGAAUAGUUCGCCCUUGAAUUUGAUCUUCCAAAAUGCAUCACCUUGCAUUUUCCUGGAUUGAACUCCAUCUGCCAUUUAUCUGCCCAACUCGCCAGUCUAUCUAUAUUCUGUUGUAAUCUCUGACAAUCCCCUUCACUGUUUGCUCCUCCACCAAUCUUAGUGUCAUCUGCAAACUUGCUGAUCAGACCACCUACACCUUCCUCCAAAUCAUUUACGUAUAUCACAAACAACAGUAGUCCCAGCACAGAUCCCUGUGGAACACCACUGGUCACAGGUCUCCAAUUUGAGAAACUCCCUUCUACUACUACUCUCUGUUUCCUGUUGCCUUGCCAUGUUUUUUUAUCCAUCUAGCUAGCACACCCUGGACCCCAUGUGACUUCACUUUCUCCAUCAGCCUACCAUGGGCAAUCUUAUCAAACGCCUUACUGAAGUCCAUGUAUAUGACAUCUACAGCCUUUCCCUCAUCAAUCAACUUUGUCACGUCCUCAAAGAAUUCUAUUAAGUUGGUAAGGCAUGACGUUCCCUGCACAAAACCAUGUUGCCUAUCACUGAUAAGCCCAUUUUCUUCCAAAUGGGAAUAGAUCCUAUCCCUCAGUAUCUUCUCCAGUAGCUUCCCUACCACUGAUGUCAGGCUCACCGGUCGAUAAUUGCCUGGAUUAUCCUUGCUGCCCUUCUUAAAUAAGGGGACAACAUUAGCAAGUCUCCAGUCCUCCGGGACCUCACCCGUGUCUAAGGAUGCUGCAAAGAUAUCUGUUAAGGCCCCAGCUAUAUCCUCUCUCUCUUCCCUCACAACCUGGGAUAGAUCCCAUCCGGACCUGGGGACAUGUCCACCAUAAUGUCUUUUAGGAUACCCAACACUUCCUCCUUCCUUAUGUCAACUUGAUCUACAGUAAGCAAACAUCUAUCCCUAACCUCAACAUCUGUCAUGCCCCUCUCCUUGGUGAAUACCGAUGCAAAGUACUCAUUAAGAAUGUCACCCAUUUUCUCUGACUCAGAGCAUAACUUUCCUUCUUUGUCCUUAAGUGGGCCAAUCCUUUCUCUAGUUACCCUCUUGCUCUUUAUAUAUGAAUAAAAGGCUUUGGGAUUUUCCUUAACCAUGUUUGCCAGUAAUAUCUCAUGUCCUCUCUUAGCCCUCUUAAUCCCUUUUUUCAGAUUUGCUCUACAUUCCCGAUAUUCUUGCAAAGCUUCGUCUGUCUUCAGUCACCUAGACCUCAUGUAUGCUUCCUUUUUCCUCUUGGCUAGUCUCACAAUUUCACCUGUCAUCCAUGGCUCCCUAAUCUUGCCAUUCCUAUUCCUCAUUUUCACAGGAACAUGUCUCUCCUGCAUGCUAAUCAACAUCUCUUUAAAAGCCUCCCACAUAUCAAAUGUAGAUUUACCUUCAAACAGUUUCUCCCAAUCUACAUUCCUCAGAACCUGCUGAAUCUUGGUAUAGUCGGCCUUCCCCCAGUUUAGUACUCUUCCUUUAGGACCACUCCCAUCCUUGUCCAUGAGUAUUAUAAAACUUACGGAAUUGUGUUCGCUAUUUCCAAAGUAGUCCCCUACAGUAAUAUCAACCACCUGGCCGGGCUCAUUCCCCAACACCACAACCAGUAUGGCCCCUUCCCGAGUUGGACUACAUACAUACUGCUCUAGAAAACCCUCCAGGACACACCUUACAAAUUCUGCUCCAUCUUGACCCCUAACACUGAGUGAAUCCCAGUCAAUGUUGGGAAAAUUAAAAUCUCCCAUCACUGCCACCCUGUUUCUCCUACACCUUUUCAUUAUCUGUUUACAUAUUUGUACCUCUAUUUGUACCUCACUGUUGGGAGGCCUGUAGUACAGCCCUAGCAUUGUUACUGCAUCCUUCCUGUUUCUGAGUUCUACCCAUAUUGCCUCACUGCUUGAGUCCUCCAUAGGGCCCUCCUUCAGUAAAUAUGACUGCUCCUGGCUUAUAUCCCUCCAAACAUUUCCUAUUCAUAUAUCCAUCCAAAUGUCUUUUAAAUGUUGUAAUUGUACCCGCAUCCAACAUUUCCUCAAAGUUCAUUCCACACACGAACCAUCCUUGGUGUAAUAGCCUGGAUUGUCCUCCCUCCACGGCCAACACAGCAGCCACCGUGACUCAGUCUGGAUAACGUUCUGCUCGUCAGCUGCAGCCAUCUUCCUGUUGUUACCGGUCUCACUUGACAAACACUGACACACAACUGGCAACAGAAAGAGUGUGAUCUCUCAUCUUAACCCAAGAGAAAAUAUCGUCACAAGAAAUAAUCAACUUUACUUGGAAAUCAUGUCUGUCACAAUAAAUUGAGACAUUUGGCAUGGCCAUCAAUUCCACCCAGUGUAUUAUUGCAUUUCCAGUCUAAGGUGAAUACAAUUCCACACAUUACAGAGUAACAGGAAUUGUCAGUUACCAUAUUGAGUAAUUACUCUGUCAAUUACACUUGGCAUACAGAGGAACACAGCCUUGAUAAUGGGCCUAGGGUCCAAAUCACUGAUGGCAACUGAGGACAAGGCCAAAUCUGGAAAGUCAUUGUGGCCUGUGCUCUUGUGGCUGAACUCAAAGUAUCUCCUUGUUCCAAAUGGAGAGACCGCGAUCUCCCUGAAUGAAUUACUUUUAUUAUUACACUGCAUUCUUUCAGAAAUGUUCAACUGCACAGUUCGUGACAAUUGACAGCAGGUUUUCAUUAUGUACAGGAAUGGGGUUUUGUUCCGUUCCAGUUUGGUGCUGUAUAUGCUGACUGUACAAUUAGCCACACAGACUGAGCCCAUUCCAGACAGUUCACUUACAAAGCUAUUCCGGUUAUUUCGAAGGUGGAUCGUGACUGUUUUAUAUCCUGCUGGGGAGCCCUCGCUCUGCUUUCAAGAGUGUCCCCCUAGAUUCACACAGAAUAUGAAGCAGCAGCAGUUAAAACACUAUUUUUAUUCAACCCAUGCCUUUGAAUUUUGCCAAUAUAUCAGUUUGGGCCUCACUUUCAUGUCUGGAUUCAAAACUUAAUCCUGUGGCAGGAUUCUCAAGACGCUGUUUUGGAAUUUUGGCAUCAGUUCUGGCUCAAAUGUUUCCUGAAUAAACAACCUUAACAAG